Molecule: messenger RNA, 954 nt
Organism: Acytostelium subglobosum LB1
Lineage: Eukaryota; Evosea; Eumycetozoa; Acytosteliales; Acytosteliaceae
Exons: 4
Coding region: 1-954 (317 amino acids)
Cellular component (GO): Golgi apparatus
Molecular function (GO): GDP-fucose transmembrane transporter activity; antiporter activity
Source: RefSeq, a predicted model, not a curated record
AUGGAGAAACUAAUUGCACGACUUGGAGAGAGCAAGGGUUUCCUUGUUGCCUUUGGUUAUGGUGUCACUUCAGUGUCCAUCACAUUCUUCAACAAAGCAGUACUGAACGUUUAUGGCUUCGACUAUUCCAAUGCACUGACACUUGGUCAAAUGGUGUUCUCACUCUUCUUCCUUACUGUUAUGAAACAAUUAAAGCUUAUCACCUAUCCAGACAUUAGCAAAGACCUUAUCAAGAAGUUGGCUUCACUCUCUGUAUUGUUUAUCUUGAUGGUCGUCUCUGGACUGGCCGCACUGGCAAAGACCAAUGUGCCAUUGUUUAGUGCUCUGCGACGUCUCUCAACACUCAUUGUGAUUCUUGGAGAGAGAAUCCUACUUGAAAAAGUGACGCCAGCCAAUGAGAUUCAGUCAGUUGUACUAAUGGUACUGGGUGCCCUCAUUGCAGGAUGGGGAGAUGUCACCUUUGACUUUGUUGGAUCAUUGUAUAUAUUGUUCAACUGUUUUGUAACUGCUGGAUAUCUAAUAUACAUUGCCAAGAAAUCCAAAGAAACAGGAUUGAAUACAUUCGGUCUAAUGUUCUAUUGUAAUAUCAUUUCAAUACCAGCAACGAUUGUCCUAACAGUGCUGACAGAGGGAGAGGGCAUUAUGUCCUAUGGAGGAUAUGGCAACCUUGGUUUCCAGGUAUGCUUCCUAAUGUCCUCAGUACAAGCAUUCCUAUUGAACUACUUUAUCUUUUUGUGCUCCACCUACAACUCACCUCUCACCACCAGUAUCACUGGUCAGAUCAAGUCGAUCCUGCAGACCAUUCUGGGACUGUUUAUGUUUGGAGAUGUUGUUUUGUCUGCCAUACUGAUCUAUGGUUUGGUCAUCAGUACUCUUGCCAGUUUCUGGUACACCUUUAUCAAGUAUAGUCAACAACUGGCGAGGGCCAGCCAAGCCAACUUAAAUAAAGUUUAA